UGGUUAUUUUCCCUUCCAUGGCAUUUUACAAAGAAGAUAGCCAGGAGGACGCACGAGAGUGCCCAGUGUGCUACGAGUGUCUGUUGGGCACCGAAAGGACUCUGAGCUGCGGACAUGUCUUCUGCCACGACUGCCUGGUCAAAACGCUGGUCAGCAUCAACAGCGAUGGGAACAUCAGAGACACAAUCGUUUGCCCCAUCUGCCGAAAUCUUACAUUCAUCAAGAAACAAAAGGAAGCGCCGGCGUCCCUGGAGGCGGACAAGGAUCCACACGAGGGGCAGACCCUGGAGGUGCCUCUCCCUCGGCCACUGGGACAGCCCCAGAGCGCACAGCGCACCUCCGGGGACACUUUACCGAGGGGAGUUAAUCGGAUCGCCCACUGCUUCAGGGGGAUCUCUGAGCGAGCCCGUCGCCAGAGGUUGAUCAGCCCCAGCCACAAUGCAUCUCAGAUCUUUAUCAUAAGCGCCCAAGGGCGACCCAUGGCAGAGGAAGAUGCGCUCGGCGUUGUGAUGACUGUGGUUCAGCCCCAGCGCAGGCGAAGGCGCAGGAUUUGCACAACUGCACGAUGCCUGCUCUUUUUGCUGUCAGCGUUUACUGUCCUCGCACUGGUGGCUGCAACUUUGCCCUGGAUUUUGUUGGCAUAGCCCAGUGAUACGGAUGCUGGGAUUAUGAAGUGCCAAU
Messenger RNA from Xiphias gladius (swordfish), 681 nucleotides. Its product is annotated as RING finger protein 222. The transcript has a single exon. Lineage: Eukaryota; Metazoa; Chordata; Actinopteri; Istiophoriformes; Xiphiidae. Bases 18 to 644 code for a protein of 208 amino acids. The record is from RefSeq and is a predicted model, not a curated record.